Penicillium malachiteum is the source of this 1932-nucleotide messenger RNA. RefSeq lists its product as uncharacterized. NCBI's taxonomy places the organism in Eukaryota, Fungi, Ascomycota, Eurotiomycetes, Eurotiales, Aspergillaceae. The record is from RefSeq and is a predicted model, not a curated record. Gene Ontology annotation, cellular component: mitochondrion. The coding region runs from base 1 to 1932 and encodes 643 amino acids. The transcript has 2 exons.
AUGGCGCCUUCUUCUCGAGGAGCAUUAUCGCGAGCAAUACAGCUUGGCUCCUUAAGAUGGAAUUACCAGCCGAGGUUUAGCCGACUGAUUGUCACAAAGGCCACUUUUCCACGAACCCCCCCGGCCCGAUCCCGAUUCGUUGCGACACACGCCCAGAACCCGUGUCGCUCCUUUUCAACCAGCCGUGUCCAAUACGAACAAAGUGUCUCCGAGGAGCUUGCAAAUAUUCUACCCGCAUGUUGUCCUGGAUGUGGAGCCUUUACACAAACAAUUGAGCCCCAGGAACCAGGGUACUAUAGCGAGACUCGGAAGCAAAGUCGAAAGUUGCUCGCCCUCCGAAGAAGUGAGGUCGAGAAAGAAAUCGCAGAUUCAGUAUCAACAACGGAAAAUAUUGCAGAAGAUGGAGAAAUUCAAUCUAUCACGGAACAGGUUGUUCCAAAGCCCUCUCAGGAUGUUGCACUGCCAGACAAUGUUGCGUCCUCAUCUUUGAGCUCUUCAGAGUCUGAAAUCCGAACCACUCACGUUUGCGAUCGAUGCCAUGACUUGAUACACCACAAUCAAGCAGUCUCGGCACCUAAGCCCUCCAUCGUUUCCAUUCGAGAGUAUCUUAACGAGUCGCCUUACAAAAACAACCGAGUAUAUCACGUCCUCGAUGCCGCUGACUUCCCUAUGUCUCUUGUGCCGCGAAUCCACGAGGCACUUUCGGCCAUGGAGCAGCGUUCGCGAAAUCGGCGAUCCGCUACCGAGAAAUACUUGCAUGGACGGAAGCUACCUACGGUCAGCUUCAUUAUUACAAGAUCUGAUCUGCUAGCAGCUACAAAGGAGCAAGUCGACUCUAAAAUGGAGUAUUUCCGUACAGUCCUUCGCGAAGCCCUGGGAAGAACCGCGAAGGAUGCUCGUAUGGGGAACGUGCAUAUGAUCAGCGCGCACCGAGGCUGGUGGACCAAGCAGGUGAAGGAAGAGAUUGCAGAGCAUGGUGGCGGGAUUUGGGUUGUUGGAAAGGCCAAUGUGGGCAAGAGUAGCUUCAUUGAGGCAUGUUUCCCGAAAGACUCCCGGCGUCUUGAGAAUAUGGCCGAGUGGACCGAGCAGCAAUUGGAGCGGGAGCUCAUGAAUCAGCAACAAGAGGCUGCCACAGGGGCUCCAGAAGUGUUGGACCCUGAUAGCCUUCUUCCACCUGCCCCCCGUGAAGAUCUUUACCCUGUGCUUCCGGUCGUCUCGUCUAUGCCAGGGACCACAGUUUCUCCGAUCCGAAUUCCAUUUGGACGCGGAAAGGGAGAGAUGAUCGAUUUACCUGGUAUGGAUCGAAGCGAGCUUGAAGACUUUGUAUGUGAUGAACACAAACGUGAUUUGAUCAUGACAAAGCGUGUGAAGCCUGAACGGCAUACAAUCAAGCCUGGUCAGUCUCUCCUUCUCGGUGGUGGCUUGGUCCGAAUCUCAGCAGUCAACCCCAAUGAUACUAUCAUGGCUGCUAGCUUCGUGCCACUUGAAUCACACGUCACAAAAACAGAAAAGGCCAUUGAGAUGCAGACGGAGCAGCGGACUUAUCCGGGCAAGAUCCUCAUGAGAGAAGGCACUGGCAGCUCUAUCAUCUCUGCUGGGAAAUUUGAUUUGAAGUGGGAUAUUACCGGUUCAAACCUGCCCACAUCAGUCGCGAAGGCUAUCAAAGACAAGGGUAUCCCGGUUCCUUUCCUGCCGUAUAAAGUUAUGGCUGCCGAUAUUCUUAUUGAGGGCUGUGGCUGGAUUGAACUGAGCAUUCAGAUCCGCAAUAAGCGCAGCCCUGAAGAGGAAACGGUGUCUCCUCAGGUCGAAAUAUUCACCCCACAGGGCGAAUUCAUUGGACAGAGAAGACCCAUUGAAUGUUGGAAUUUCAUGGCGGAGAAGCUCAAGGCUGAUAAGCGGAAGAGACCUCGUACGAGACAUCGUUAUAGCUGA